Messenger RNA from Melanotaenia boesemani (Boeseman's rainbowfish), 1900 nucleotides. RefSeq lists its product as uncharacterized. The coding region runs from base 57 to 1856 and encodes 599 amino acids. The transcript has 13 exons. Gene Ontology annotation, molecular function: cysteine-type peptidase activity; nucleic acid binding. Gene Ontology annotation, biological process: proteolysis; DNA integration. NCBI's taxonomy places the organism in Eukaryota, Metazoa, Chordata, Actinopteri, Atheriniformes, Melanotaeniidae. The record is from RefSeq and is a predicted model, not a curated record.
ACACUGGCCAGAAAAAAACCAGGGAUGCAAUUUGCAGGCGGUUCUUCUGGCCUGGUAUGACUAAAGACAUCGACAAAUGGGUGUCAGAAUGUGCAAUGUGCCAGUCAGCUCAGCGGCCAAUCAAACAGGAAGUUCAGUAUACUCCUAUAAAGGUUAACAAGAGUGUGUGUGCCAAACUGGGCAUCCUCAGAAGCCUUUGCGCUCCCUACCAUCCACAGACCAAUGGUUUAGUUGAAAACAUGAACUCAACCAUUCAAAAGGCUCUCUGCAAACUUGUGGGAACAAGACCUGACACAUGGGAUGAGUAUUUGGAUCCUGUAAUGUUUGCCCUUCGGACCAAGAAGCAAGCUACAACAAAAUAUUCCCCAUACUUUUUGAUGUUUGGGAGAGAAGCCCGCUAUCCUGUGGAAAUUCCAGAGAACUAUGAGCUGGAUAGCACUGUGGAGGAUGUUGUUGGUGAGGAGAACAUUUCCAAAGCCAUUGAAGAGAUGGAUGACAUCAGAAAAAUAGUUUUGGAGAAUGUCUCCAAAGCACAAAACACAACAAAGAAGCGCCUAAAGUCUUUGGGGAAGAGUAUUGAUUUUGCUGUAGGCGACAUGGUUCUGAGACAGAACAUCAGAAGCCAGCAACGGAAAGGUGGAAAGCUGGAGGCCAACUUCCUUGGGCCCUUUACAAUCAUUGCACUUGCCGGCAAGAGUGCUGAUCUUCAAGGGGAAAAUGGCUCUGUUCAUAAAAAAGUCAGCAUUGACCAUCUGAAACCCUUUAAGCAGUGUGAUGUAAGGGUACCACAAAAGAUUGUAUCCAGUGUAUCCAAUGUAUCCAGUUCCCCAGCAUCUGCUGCUCCGCACAGUUCCCCAGUAUCUGCUGCUCCGCACAGAUCCCCAGCCUUAACCACAGAAGCAUCCGCUGCUCCUCACAGUUCCCCAGCAUCCGCUGCUCCUCACAGUUCCCCAGUAUCUGCUGCUCCGCACAGUUCCCCAGCCUCAACCACAGAAGGAUCUGCUGCUCCAGCUGACACAUGCCCUGCAUCAUCAGAAUCAGCAAAUGAAAACUAUAAAGAAACAGAGAUUGCUAAAUAUGUGAAUGAGGUGUGGUCUGGAAAAUUCCAGAAUGCUUCUGUGAUAUUAUCCAAGAUUGGACCUUACAAGCUAUUUUGCUGGGACAUCGCAAGGCUUGCUCCCAGCCAAGAGCUUGAGAGCGAGGUCAUCAAUGCAUAUCUGACAGUGCUCAUCAAAAAUCACAACAAGAAGAAUGUGGACCAUGCUGCUGUGAUUGACACAUAUGAAAUGAAUCGGAUAUGGACCAAAAAAACCUCAAGACUGAAGAUGGAGCCGUUACAUUACAAGUUCAUACUUGGGAUUAUUAAUGAACACCACCACUGGAUGUUAACGGUAAUUCAUCCAUCAGAGAAAAGGUCUCUGUUCUUGGAUCCUCUGGGAGAAUCCCAUGAAAAGACCAAAAGAUGCCUUGAAGCAACCAGAGCAUUUAUGCGAAAAAGAGGCUGUAACGUGUCCAGGUGGGUGUGUGGCACUCUUCCCCAUGUGAACCAGCAGGAUGGAGUGUCAUGUGGUGUUUUUGUGUUAAAGUUUGCUGAGUGUAUUUUGGAAGGAAAACCUCUUCAGUUUGACAACAGCACAACAGCAAUGAACACCGUGAGGUUCCAGAUUGCAACCACUCUCCUCAAAGAAUCUGAAACACUCAAGAACCUCUGCCAUCACUGUGGCUUCCAAGACACUGACGAUCCACAGUGGAUUGCUUGUGACAACUGCGGCAGAUGGUACCGCCAUGGCUGUGUCAAAAGUCCCCCACUACAAAAAGAGUACUUUUGUGAUGUCUGUGUGUCAUUUCUUUUUUAGUUUCAGGUCCAAGGGACCAAUUCCACAUUCAAAGAAAAAAAAGA